Aspergillus tanneri is the source of this 2301-nucleotide messenger RNA. RefSeq names its product putative actin binding protein. Gene Ontology annotation, molecular function: actin filament binding. Gene Ontology annotation, cellular component: plasma membrane; site of polarized growth; cortical actin cytoskeleton. The transcript is spliced from 4 exons. The record is from RefSeq and is a predicted model, not a curated record. Bases 1 to 2301 code for a protein of 766 amino acids. Lineage: Eukaryota; Fungi; Ascomycota; Eurotiomycetes; Eurotiales; Aspergillaceae. Gene Ontology annotation, biological process: regulation of actin filament polymerization.
AUGGCAACUCUUAAUUUGUCGUCCAAUGGGGCAUCUAUAUCAAAGAGCUAUGAAACAGUGGUUAACUCAGCUUUACUAACUGGCUCCCUAGCGAGCUCCCCUACAUACUGCCAAUGGGCUGUGUUUUCUGUCUCUACGCCCCUUAUUAGUGCAUUCCAGCAAGAUGCGGGUAACAAAGAGAGUAUCUUAAAAGUCCAGAGCACUGGAGAGGGCGAAUUAACCGAUCUUAUUGAUGAGUUUUCCGAGGGCAAAGUACAGUUUGCCUUUGCUAAAGUGACUGAUCCAAACACGGGACUGCCCAAAAAUGUGCUUAUUGCAUGGUGUGGAGAGGGAGUACCUGAACGGACAAAGGGGUAUUUCACAAGCCACCUGUCUGCUGUUUCAAAGUUCUUGCAUGGCUACCAUGUUCAGAUAACUGCACGCUCCGAUGCAGAUUUGACGGCUGAAGGAAUUGUGCAGAAAGUUAGCGAUGCUUCGGGUGCCAAAUACACGCUACAUAGUGAACCGUCUUCCUCUCCUGCUCCCCCGCCACCAGCCUCCAACAAGCCUGUUUUUACGCCGUCUCGAUCUGGUGGUAUUGUUUCAAAUAAAGCACCACCAGUGCUCCAACGGGACAUAUCAGGACGGAACAGCCUUGACGAUGGCUGGGGUCCUGAUGCGCCACCAAUUACAAGAACGCAACUUGAAAAGGUCCAACCAGCUUAUAAGCCAACAAAGGUGAAUAUUAAUGAACUCAGGUCAGAUAAAUCACCAAUUGUUGGCGGGAGCACUGAGAAUGCCACGGAAGACCGUAGUGAUAUUAUUAAAGGUGGCUAUCGACCUGUGGGCAGAGUGGACAUUGCUGCUAUAAGGAGACAAGCCCUUGAAGCUGGCGAAUUUAAAGAUGACCGGCCUGGGCCUGUAAAAGGCGUAUAUGAACCAGUUGGGAAGGUUGAUAUUGCUGCAAUUCGCUCCAAAGCGCAAAAGUCAGGCGAUGACUCCUCUGCAACUAAUGAUAAGACCAAUAUACCAGCCAACGCCCCGAUUACCGGACAAACAAAAUAUCCUGAACAUCCCUCGACAUCCACACAUUCUGAAAGGCUUACAAGUUUGCCAAAACCGAAGGUUUCCAACAAGUUUGGAAUCCACUCAACAUUUGCUGGAACGAAGCCUGCUGUUCCCAACGAUUCCAUGCCAAAAACAAAACCAGGAUCAGCACAUGUUGGUAGUGCAAGCAGAACAUUUGCAGAUGAGCGAGGAAAAACUCCUGCUCAACUUUGGGCAGAAAAGAAAGCUAGGGAACGUGGAGAAGACUCUUCCUUUGUCUCAUCAUUUCCUAGCCUGGAGUCCAAUAAAGAGAACAGUGGCGAUGCGGAGUGGAAAGGCUCAUGCAGCGGCAAAAAUUGGGAUCCUGUCCAGACAGUACAUACUGAGAAAUUUAGCGACAACAAUAUUGCUCACCAAGCUUCACAUUCGGUUUCAGGCGAGAAUCUAGGAACGGAGACCCGCACCCCCCAGCAAAAUAUUACUGCUAUCCAGGAUACACUUGCACGCGGAUCUUCGGUAGAUAGUCCCACUGAUGGGCCAGAUACAACAGAUGCACAACAUGCCGUACCUUCCCACUUCUCACCAACAGGGUCUGCGGAACAGCAAACCCGUGAAGCCCAUGAGCCAGAGGUUGUGGAAAGGAUUUCGAGUCAACCCCACAACUCCCGCCCCCCAACUCCUCCAUCUCCAGCACGUGAAGCAUCACCCAUCCGUGUUGCCAUGCCAGUUGGACGAGGAGCCGCAGAUUUGACGGACGAAGAACAUGUAUCUUCACCUAACAUCUCAUCUAAUAGGCCUCGACAGAUUGCACCGAGCGAGACGGAUCUUCAAGUUGAUCCGCAGGAUACAGCCCGGGCAACAGACAGAACAACAACGCUGGCCCAUUCCCAGGGAGGCGGCGUUCAGGCCCUUGUGCAAUAUGAUUACGAAAAGGCGGAAGAUAACGAGAUUGAACUAAGAGAAGGGGAAUAUGUGACGGAUAUUGAGAUGGUUGAUAAAGACUGGUGGUUAGGCUCCAAUAUGCGUGGUGAAAGGGGUCUUUUCCCUAGCAACUAUGUCGAGGUUGCUGAGCAUAAACAACAAGGUCGCCCAACGUUGUAUUCUCAUGAAUCACAGGUAGAUACUCCAGAUCUUCAUGCUGCGUCCGCUGCACCUCUGCCUUCAGGUUUGGUCUCGAACCUUCAGCCUAGUGCAAUGGCGCUAUAUGACUAUGAAGCUGCGGAAGAUAACGAGCUUAGCUUCCCAGAAGGCGCUGAAAUUACUGGAAUUCCUUAG